Messenger RNA from Ambispora gerdemannii, 825 nucleotides. Lineage: Eukaryota; Fungi; Glomeromycota; Glomeromycetes; Archaeosporales; Ambisporaceae. The record is from the annotation of a GenBank genome assembly.
AUGGGAAAUCAACAUUCACGACAAUCAAGACAAUCAAAACGACGACGCUUUAAAGAAACUUCCAGCAUAUGCUCUAAUGAAUAUUCGCCAAGUUCAACAGAUUCGAGGAAUUUCUCUUCGCCAAUUGAAGAUCAUUUAAAAGCUGGAGGGUUACAAAUACUGGAUAUUGGAUGUGGUCCAGGAACAUGGAUGAUCGAUAUGGCCAAAACAUAUCCAUUAUGCUCAUUCACAGGUGUCGAUAUUUCUCCACUUUACCCCUUUAAUGAACUACCAGAAAAUGUUGAAUUUAUACAAGCCAAUCUGCUUGACGGCCUGCCAAUUGAAAAUAGCAAAUUCGAUUUUGUGGUCAUGCAUUUUUUGACAAUACGACAAUGGAAACCAAUAAUCAAAGAAGCUGCUCGUGUUAUGAAACCUGGAGCAUGGCUUGAGUGGAUGGGUUAUGAUCCAACUUUAAGAAAUCAAGGAGAAAAUACGAAAAAAUUAAGACAAUCUUUAUUGGCAGCAUCAAAAUCAAAAGGUGUAGAUCCGUGGAUAAUAACUGAAUUUCCAAGAAUAUUAGAUAAUUCAGGGAUAUUUGUAAAUAUACUAAAUGUAAAACGAACAGCUGUAUAUGGUUCUAUUGGUGGAAAAUGUGGUGAACUGUGUGUAGAUAUCUCUAUUAGUACAUACCAAGCUCUGAAAAAGGCGACUAUGGAAUUUAUGAGUCUCACGUCUCAAGAAUAUGACCUGCUACUUAAUAAUGUACGCGAAGAGUUUGAGCGAUAUCAAACGAUUAUGGAACUGCAUCGGUUUUGUGCACAAAAAAUUAUGAUUGAUAUCGAAUAG